Messenger RNA from Penicillium riverlandense, 1653 nucleotides. RefSeq lists its product as uncharacterized. Gene Ontology annotation, cellular component: cytoplasm. NCBI's taxonomy places the organism in Eukaryota, Fungi, Ascomycota, Eurotiomycetes, Eurotiales, Aspergillaceae. Gene Ontology annotation, molecular function: mRNA binding; translation regulator activity; zinc ion binding. The coding region runs from base 1 to 1653 and encodes 550 amino acids. The record is from RefSeq and is a predicted model, not a curated record. Gene Ontology annotation, biological process: positive regulation of cytoplasmic translation. The transcript is spliced from 16 exons.
AUGUCUAACGACUGGGGCCAAGAGUCCCCCAAGAAGGGCUUCGACAGCUGGGGCGAGGACAACAAGCCCCAGAGUGUCGAGACCGUUGGCUGGCAUCCGAGCGCGACUGGCCGCGAAAAUGCCAUGCCCGGUGCCGCCAUCUCUCCUGGCCGUGGCCAAUCUGGCCGUUUGUCUCCUGCCCAGCUCUCUACGGGCGCGCACUCCAGCGACGGGAAGGCGAAUGACAUGGAGAUGCGGUGCCGCUACUGUGACGAGCCUGGCCAUUUCGCUCGUAAUUGCAACAACCCCAUGAAGUGCUUCAAUUGCAACCAGCCCGGUCACGAGAAGGCGGACUGCAACCAGCCUCGCAAGACCAUGGCUUGCUUCAACUGCGGCCUGGAAGGCCACUCCAAGGCGGAUUGCCCCGAACCUCCCAAGACCACGGCUUGCUUUAACUGUGGCCAAGAAGGCCAUGCCAAGGUCGACUGCCCGAAUCCCCGUGUCUUCCAGGGCACUUGCAAUAUCUGCAACAAGGAGGGACACCCUGCUGCUCUUUGCCCGGAGAAGCCUCCCACUAUUUGCAAGAACUGCCAGACAGAAGGCCACAAGACGCAGGAUUGCACCAACCCCCGCAAAUUCGAUCUCAAUAUGGUCGCUGACAAGGUUCCGACGGAGGCAUGGGCCAUGAUGAAGCAGGCGAGCGAUGAGCGGGACCUCGAGGACUUCCGCACGGCUCUGUCUAUCUACUCAAAGGCCGUUCCUGCCGCCACCUUUGUGGACAUCGAGAAGAAGAUGCGUGAUGAGAAUUUCAACAUCUAUUUCAUUGCUCUGCAAAAGGACGUUGGUGAUGUUAUCAGCUUGAUCAACCUCCAGGGCAAACUGGGUUGCACCUACUCCGUCGGAUUCUUCUACAGCCCGAAGCCGCAGCGCACUACUCUCCGCGUCCGCUGGCCCGAGAACGAGGAAGUCAACCUGGAGCAUCUUGCAGACGCCGGUCUUCCGUUCGAUCGCAUGGUGCCCAAGUGCCUCAACUGCGGAGAACUGGGCCACAUUGCCAAGUGGUGCAAGGAGGAGCGUGUUGUGGUUGAGCAAGUCGAGAUCAAGUGUGCAAACUGCAAUGCCAUUGGACACCGUGUGCGCGACUGCACUGAGAAACGCCGCAGCAAGUUUGGGUGCCGCAACUGCGGAUCGGAGCUUCACGAAGCCGAUAACUGCCCAGAACCCAACACGGUCGAGUGCCGUCGUUGCAACCAAAUCGGACAUUUUGCAAAGGAUUGUCCCACCAAGGAGGCUCGCACUUGCCGCAACUGCGGUUCCGAGGACCACAUUGCUCGCGAUUGCCCGACCAAGGAGGUUCGCACUUGCCGUAACUGCGGCUCGGAGGAUCACAUUGCCCGUGAAUGUGACAAGCCUCGCGAUCCCUCUACAAUGACUUGCCGCAACUGCGAUGAAGUUGGCCAUAUGUCUCGUGAUUGCACCAAGAAGAAGGAUUGGUCGCGAGUCAAGUGUAAUCAGUGCGGUGAAAUGGGACACACUAUUCGACGCUGCCCUCAGGCUCCUGAGCAGGGGCAGGCUAGCGUCUCCGGUGGCGCUGGUGACAACUGGGGCACUGGCAUGGCGACUGAUUCGGCCUUCCUGACUGAUCCGGCGGCGGACAAUGGUGGACUUUGGUGA